Messenger RNA from Ananas comosus (pineapple), 806 nucleotides. RefSeq lists its product as uncharacterized. Bases 113 to 451 code for a protein of 112 amino acids. The record is from RefSeq and is a predicted model, not a curated record. Lineage: Eukaryota; Viridiplantae; Streptophyta; Magnoliopsida; Poales; Bromeliaceae. The transcript has 3 exons.
ACUCAUUCAUUCACACAAAAAUCACCCACCGCGUUCGCCACCGUUCUCAUCGUGCUCCGGAGCAGGAAACCAAAUUUUGCGAUUCGGCCCCUCCGUUUUUACAUUAUUUGCGAUGGAGGGCCUCCCCCUCACGGAGAGCGAGAUCGCCGGGUUCGGCGUCGGGGCUCUGCUGCUCUGCGCCACCGUCGCCGCCCCGAAAGUCGACGCCUUCAUCGCCGCCUCGCAGAGGAGGUCUCUGGGUAUGUGUAAGAGAUGCGGCGAUCUUAGGAUGAUAGCAUGCUCCGAAUGCAGAGGAGUGGGCUCCAUCAAGAAAGGAGGACCUCUUGUGAGAAUUUUGGAUGAUUUUUACGAAUCUCUCGGAGAAGGAAGCUCCCCGACCCAGUUGAUAGCUUGCACGAAAUGUCGUUCUAAGGGCCGAACUGUAUGCCCCGAAUGCUCGAAGCUUCGAUGAGGCGCUUAAUAUUGCAAAAAGUCCUCAACUCAAGAUCAUCUCCAUUAUACUUGGAUCACCGACAGUGUCAGCUCCUUCUCUGGAGCAGCAGAAGGGCCAGGGUCCAGUAUUGCUGUUUGCGUCAGCUCUGUCGAAUACAUUACGAUAUAUUGCAUAAUUAGAGUAAAACUUAUGAUCAGUCAGUUAAUCACAGCAAAUUUGUUCUGACGAACUGUUAAGCGGAUCGAAUCUGGCUUGGAUGCAAUGUUUUGGUGAUCUAUUCUGUACUAGUUAUAAUAUUGUUUUGUUUGGCCGUCGCAACAAGUUAUGUGAUGAUAACUUACGCAAUGCAAAUAUUUUCCCUUUGUGAUCAAAA